AUGGGUGUAUGCUGUUCCAAAUAAAGAGAGAGAGAAGAUGGGAUAAGAGAGUAGAUUGCAUAGACUGUAGUGGAAUAGUAAAAGAUAAAAGAAGAAGAGGAAUAAGAACAGAAUCAAUUUCAGUGUUACUCAUCAGGCAGAAAAUCUUAAACUUAUCAAUUUAAUCAAGUUGACAUCUGCAACUUAGUUACUCAGGCUGGAAAUGAAGAUGCUCCAGUGGAUAUGGAGUAAAUAAAAUCAGAGAGAGUCAAAAAGAAAAAGCAGGAGCAUCAAAAGGAUGACGCAAAUUAUUUAAGAAAAAUGGACCAUGUAUUGUCUGUAAAGUCGAUUGUAGUCUAAUUAUAAUAAGAAGGAGAUAUGAAAUAUUACAAGAUCUCAAUGCAUAUAAACUAUAAGGACCUCCUUUACAAUGUGAAUUUAAAUGGUGCUCUAACAACAGAACUAGGCUUUAAAUAUUUCACAUUAAACCCCAAGAAAUUUGAAGAGGCUUCUAAGUAUUCAAGGUUUCUCACUUUCUUUUCAAAUGACAACUAUUUUAAUGUAGACAAGGAAUGUACAAAUAAUUUUAAUUCGUUUGAUAAAUUGUUAAAUGUCGAGAGAAGUUUACAAGAAGUUUAAGCGAAUUUGUAAAAAGCGUAAAGGAAGUAGACAACUAUUGGUUUGCAAGAAAAGAAGGCUUAAACUUGUUUAGUUAAUUAAACCAAUUAAGAAAUGCUCGAAGUCAUAACAGUUGUAGAUGUAGAAUAACAGUCAAGAUUUUUGACAAUUCUCUUCCAUUUGCUAAUCUAAAAAUAUUUUAAAAAGCUAGAACUCUACUUAGUGUUUAUAACAAAUGCUACAUUCUUGUUUGAAAUCCUUCCUUAAUUUGAUUAACCAAAUGUAUACAGAUUGGCUUUGUUUUAUGAUAAAAUGGAUUAUUCAUUAAAAGAUCUACAAAAUCUGUGUCUUAAGAACCAAAUGGAAUUAUCUAAACUUUUGUAUUAAAAAUUGGCACUAAACCUUCUAGAGAUCUUUUAUUAAUGCUAUUCAAAUUAUUUAUAUAGACUCAAUUUCACAUUGUCAACAAUUUUUUAUGUUUCUAAAUUUAGGACUUUUAAGCUACAAACAUUUGGAAGAUUAAAAUAUUUAUUGAAGUUUGGAUACACUGGUGAUGAAGCCUUAAAAGAGUUGGAUGAGAAAAAAAUGAGAUUAUUUGAAAAAGCAUUUAAAAAAGAUCUGUUCGCUUUAUGUGAUCUAUUAGUCUACUUUAAAAAGAUAAAUAAAAUAGGCUUGAAAUAAAUCCAAAGUUAAAGGAAAAAGUACUUUUAGAGUAUCUCGAAGGGUGAAGAUCUAGCUGAUGAUAAUUAUUUAAUUUAUGUUGAUUAGAUCUUUUCAUCCUAAUCUGAUCGUUAUAUUUUAGAAUUCAUUCAUAUGGCCCUAUAUGCGAAUUAGGUUAAAUCAGUAGAUAAAACCUUGGAGGAUACUCAGCCAAUUAUUGAAUAACUAUAAAAAAUGAUUGCCGAUUAUGAAUCCAAUCUAGAAUUAGGAGUAAAAGGAAAGGAUCUCUAGCAUAAUACUGAUUUCUAAAAUUUAGAAAAUCCAUAAGAAACUGAAAAUAGAGAUAUCGGCUUAGAGGAUUCUGUAGAUUUAGAUAAUAACUAAAAAUAUUUGAAGUCUUUUUAAUUUGAAUUCAAUUCUGAAUAUGAAGAAUUAUCUAUUAAUAAAGAUAAAGUUACAAUUGCUUUAUUCAUCAUUGCUAUUUUAGGAUGA
Molecule: messenger RNA, 1749 nt
Organism: Paramecium tetraurelia
Lineage: Eukaryota; Ciliophora; Oligohymenophorea; Peniculida; Parameciidae
Exons: 2
Source: RefSeq, a predicted model, not a curated record